Phyllostomus discolor (pale spear-nosed bat) is the source of this 5832-nucleotide messenger RNA. It is a transcript of the gene SETDB2, whose product is annotated as SET domain bifurcated histone lysine methyltransferase 2. The record is from RefSeq and is a predicted model, not a curated record. Gene Ontology annotation, biological process: heterochromatin organization; negative regulation of gene expression. Gene Ontology annotation, cellular component: nucleus. Lineage: Eukaryota; Metazoa; Chordata; Mammalia; Chiroptera; Phyllostomidae. The transcript has 14 exons. Gene Ontology annotation, molecular function: zinc ion binding; protein binding; histone H3K9 methyltransferase activity. The coding region runs from base 930 to 3086 and encodes 718 amino acids.
GUUGCCGCUGGUACGCACGUAGGUCUGAGGCGUGGACCCCUUGGGUGUACAACCAACGGGCACCCGGCCAGGCGGGUCCGGCUCCUCUCAGUUUGGGAGUCCUGGGUGUUAACAGAUUGGGCGGUCUUUCCUCCGGCAGAGGUUAAAUCUAGUAAAUGGUGAAGUACUUGUUGGCCAGAAGGUAUUACGGACCACAGGGUCCUUUGGGAAGUAUCCUGACUUGCUGGUCAACCCAGCCUCAACAACAGAGUGGGUGAAGUGCACCCUUCAGCUUUGGCUGGCAACAAGGAAAACUCAGUGAAGCUGGUGUAACUGAGGCACGGCCGUGGGUGGCCCCCAGACGGGUCCUUCGACCCAGGACCUGGGUACGUGGGGGAGCCCUUGCAACCUCCUUUCUUUCAUCCUUACGCAGACCCCGGAUGGAGAAGGGACUGCGGGAGCACGGCGUUCUCAACCCUCAUUUCUGUCUCUCUCUUGCGGUGUGUAUAUUAAAGUGAGGUGAUUCCUAAGCCACUGGGAACGAGAGGCUGUAAAAGGGGCUGCAGGAAAUGGACUGCAGUGUAACAUCCAGAAGCAGAGCUUGAAGGUUUAACCACUGACCCAUUUCACAGAAUGUUUUAUGCAUUUAUGGACCAAAAGAUGGAGUUGGUUUUUUUUAUGUAAAGAUAUUGUCAGUGACCUGAUACAACUAUAUUUAAUUGAUGAAGAUUCAUGGACUUGUCACUGUUGGCCUAUUUAUAAAGUUUCUUCAAUCACAAUUUCUAUUUGAACAUUCAAAUGUCAAAGUAUACUGGGUGUAGAAUGGUAUAAUGAUUUAUUUUUCUCUGAGGACUGGAAAUUUCAUAGAGACCACAGUUGGUUCCAAUUAUAUUCUCCAGUCAAAGUGAUUCAGCCAUUUGAUAAAGUUAAUUUUGAAGAGUUUUGUGUUUAUGAACAGCACCCAAAAGAUGGGAGAAAGAAAUGGUGAUGCAAAGACUUUCUGGAUGGAGCUGGAAGAUGAUGGAAAAGUAGACAUGAUAUUUGAGCAAGUACAAAAUGUGCUGCAGUCACUGAAGCAAAAGAUCAAAGAUGGGUCUGCCACAAGUAAAGAAUACAUCCAAGCAAUGAUUCUAGUGAAUGAAGCCACUAGAAGUAACAAUUCAAUACUGAUAAAGGGUCACAAAUCUGUGACUGAGAAUGAAGAGGAAGACAAAUCACAUUCAUGGCCAUCUACAUCAUAUGAAGAAUUCUUUCCAGAAGACUGUACAUUUCUCACUACAAAAAAUAAUGAAUCUCCCCCUCUGAGAAAUAAAGCUGUGGACUUUGGAGAAAAAGAAUCCUCUUUGAAUUUAUCUUACCAAAGUCAUGACUGCUCUGGUGCCUGUCUGAUGAAAAUGCCACUAACCUUCAAGGGAGAAAACCCUCUGCAGCUACCAAUUUCAUGCCACUUCCAAAGACGACAUGCAAAGACAAACACUCAUUCUUCAGCACUCCACGUGAGUUAUAAAACCCCUUGUGGAAGGAGUCUACGAAACAUGGAGGAAGUUUUUCGUUACCUGCUUGAGACAGAGUGUAACUUUUUAUUUACAGAUAACUUUUCUUUCAAUACCUAUGUUCAAUUGACUCGGAAUUACCCAAAGCAAGAAGAAAUUGUUUCUGAUCUGGAUAUUAGCAAUGGAGUGGAAUUGGUGCCCAUUUCUUUCUGUAAUGAAAUUGACAAUAGAAAGCUUCCACACUUUAAGUACAGAAAGACUAUAUGGCCACGAGCAUAUUAUCUAAGCAGCUUUCCCAACAUAUUUACUGAUUCAUGUGACUGCUCUGAGGGAUGCAUAGACAUAACAAAAUGUGCAUGUCUUCAAAUGACAGCAAGAAAUGCUGAGAUUUGCCCCUUGUCAAGAGAUAAAAUAACCAUUGGAUAUAAAUAUAAAAGACUACAGAGACACAUACCAACUGGCAUUUAUGAAUGCAGCCUGUUGUGCAAAUGUAAUCGACAAAUGUGUCAAAAUCGAGUUGUUCAGCAUGGACCUCAAGUGAGGUUACAGGUGUUCAAAACUGAGAAGAAGGGAUGGGGAGUACGCUGCCUGGAUGACAUUGACAGAGGGACAUUUGUUUGCACUUACUCAGGAAGAUUAUUAAGCAGAUCUAACACUGGGAAACCUGAUGCUAUUGGUGAAAAUAGAAAAGAAGAAAAUAUUAUGAAAAAUGUGUUUUCAAAAAGGAGGAAAAUAGAAGUUGCAGAUUGUGAGGUUGAAGUUAUCCCAUUAGAAUUGGAUAGAAAUGCUAAAACUGAAGAGUGUCCAGCUAAGUUUAGUAAUAAUCAAAAGAAGCCUGUUACAGAUAUGAAAUGUAACAAUAUUUCAAGAAUUCGGUAUCAUUCAGCCAUUAGAACUCUGAAGACCAAGAUAGCUAUUAUUCAGCCUGAUGGGAGAAAGAUGGGAUUUGCUUCCUCAGAAUCUGUCACUUCCGAAGGUAAUGAUGGAUUUAAACCAACUCAAAUACAUCUGACCACUAAAGCCAACGAUAUGAAAAAUCGUUUAUUAGUGAACGCAAGCUCAAAUCAAGUUGAAGAUUCUGAAGACAAACUCCUGAUUGAAUCAGAUGUGAUAGAUAUAACUAAAUGUAAAGAAGAAACUUCACUGAGGGGCAGAUACAGCAAAGCAACCACAAUGGAUAAUCAGAAUAUUAUGAAGGAGUUUGAGGCUCAAAUACUAAAGCCCCAAGAGAAAAGAUUUCCAGCAUGUCAAAACCAGCAGGUCGUUUGUGGUAAAGAAUUGUCAAGUGAAACGAAGAAUACUUCUUCUGAUCAGAUGAAUACUUCAUCUGAUUCUCUAAAGUUCAAUAAAGGAGAUGUGUUUUUACUGGAUGCCACAAAAGAAGGAAAUGUGGGCCGCUUUCUUAAUCAUAGUUGUUACCCAAAUCUUUUGGUACAGAAUGUUUUUGUAGAAACACACGACAGGAAUUUUCCAUUGGUGGCAUUCUUCACCAACAGGUAUGUGAAAGCAAGAACAGAACUAACGUGGGAUUAUGGUUAUGAAGCUGGGACUGUGCCUGAUAAAGAAAUCCUCUGCCAAUGUGGGGUUAAUAAAUGUAGAAAAAAAAUAUUAUAAACCUGUAGCUGAUGCCAGUUCAUGAAAUUAGCUUAUAAAGCUGAAAUUAGAGCCAUGCAAAAGAAUACCCAGUUAUCAGUGGAAUUUAGUUGGUGACCAUCAAGAGAAUUCCUCUCAAUGUGUCCUUGUCAGGGGGUUCAUUUGUGUGACUUAGAAAUGCUAGGAACAAAAUAAGAACAUUUUCAUAUGCAUAUGGUAUCUAUUUUUACCACUAUUUGACUUUACAUAUGUAGGAUGGAAGUGUAUAUUUUAAAUGAAAUACUACUAUACAAUUUGUAACUUGCUUGUAAAUUAUAUAUGAAGAGAAACCAAUGUCACAUAGAAUUCAGUUCUUGUUUUUAUUGUCUUUGAGUUCAUGGACCCAAAUGGCCACAUUUCACGGCUUUACCUACAAAAUUUACUUAUGUUUAAUUCCUGGCAAAUAAUUUACCAUUAUGAGGCAUAAGGUGGGCACAGAGUGAGGAAUAUAGCUCCAUGAAGUAUAAUCCUGUGAAACUGAGUGAGAAAGGGUGAGAAGCUCUUCUGUAGGGAUAAUUUUGGCAAACUCUUUGAGGUGAAGCUACUUUCCCACAGAUUCUCUUUACUCCUUCAAUAUAAACACAGACAGGAAAAGAGGGAACAGAAGAAACCUGGAGGAGUUGGAAGAUUUUUGUUGUGAAAUAGAGCCACAAGAAAAGGAAACCUGGAAACUAGCCAGACUUGUUUAUUUAGGCCAAAAGGGAUUAUGUUGAGCAAACAUUUCAUUAAAAAAAAAAACUGAGCUGAAAAGUUUGAUAUAUCUACUUGGAUUCUGCUGGGUAUGAUGUGCAAAUUGUUUUUCUAGAGAAAAAGGGAAGUAGUUACUUUUGUAUGGAUUACUUAGCCCUGAUCAUUUAUCUGUUGGAAAGGGGGAUGGGAACCUCUAAGAGUCAAAACUAAUUUUAUUCUUAACACUUAUAUUUGGCUGCCAGGAACUUCUCCCCUUGGAACUAGAAUGGGAAUACUAGCUCAAAAUGGAGUAAUUAAAAGUAGUUCUCAUUUUUGAGAGAUUAUAUGUUUAUUUUUUUUCCUGAAUCUGAUUCUGGUUUUAGUCUGGUUUUCUUAAGCUCAUUCGAAGUUUAGACCCAUUUCAACUUUUUAAAGAUUUUGUAUAUUUAUUUUUAGAGAAAGGGGAAGGGAGGGAGAAAAAGAGACAGGGAGAAACAUUGAUGUGAGGGAGAGACAUCAGUCAGUUGCCUCUCAUAUGGGGACCAAACUUGCAACCCAGGCAUGUGCCUCCACUGAGAAUCAAAUCAGCGACCUUUUGCUUUGUGAGACAACACCUAACCAAUUGAGCCACACUAGGGAGGGCAGACCCAAUUUAAUUUUUUAAAAAUAUUGAACUAGGUGACAAUUUAACUUGAAAAUGUUUUAGAGAGUGGGAAACCAAAUAACUAGAAAAAGGAGCAAGAAAUUAUAACCCAACAGUGUAUAGUCAGAUAAGGAAAGUUGAGAAGUCCAUUUACUUACAGUAAAGAUGCAGAGAUUUUAGGUGGCGCACCAAAAUAAAGUGAGGACACUUGAUCAAUAUGGGAAAUCUUCUUGUGCAGAUAUCCUCAUGUCUUGAUCUGCUUCAGUCUGUAUUGGUUCACAGCUAUCAUCUUCCAUUAGUGUCCUAGAGAUUCCCUUUGUCUCUCUUGUGUCAGAUGUUUCCAGUUAAAUCCCCUUGUUUCCCUUUUCCUUGGUGUACUUCCACAUAUUGGUGAAGCAUAUCCUUCAAUAUGUUUUGAAAAGAAAAAAUGAGAGGUAAAUAUUUUGAGACCUUGCAUGUUUGAAAAUGUACCCUUACACUUGGUUCCUGUUUUGGCAGAGUAUAGAAUUCUUGAGUAGUCUCCAUUCCCAAUUUUGAAGGCAUCUGUUAAGCUUUCAGAGUUGCUGCCAGGACAUAUGAAAACUUCCUUACUUUGACAUCCAGGGUGACUAUUGGAAGUCAGAUGCCAUUUUGAUCUUUUUGUAUACAAAACUACUUUUUAUCACUAUUGAAGUUAGUUCCAUUACUUUGUCCCAAUAUUCUGUUCCUAGUAAGGGUCCAUUUUCAUCCCUUUUACUGGGUAAUUGGUGGGAUCUUUCAAUCUUUCAAACUUUGUCCUUCAGUUUAGGGAAAUUUUUUUGAACUAUUUCUUUAAUGAUUGCUCAUCUGCUCUCAUUCUAGCAUUCCUGUUAUCCAGAUGGUAAAUGUCCAGGAUUGGUUCUCUGAUUUCCUUUUCUUUCAGUUUCCAGCUCUGUCUUCUAGCUGUACUUUCUAAAUUACCUUAACUUAAUCAUCUAAUUUGACUGUGUUUUAAUCUCAGAUUUUUAAUUUCCAUAAACACAUACACACACAUAUAUUUUCUCCCUGCAUAUACUGUGAUCUCUGAGUUUCAUUUUUUUUGUUUUCCCUGUAUGUUUCAUCUGGUCUUUGAUUUUUGUGUUGUAGGCUUUCCUCAGUGAUCGUGGUAGUCUACUCCUGCUUAAGAAUAGAACACUAGAAUCCUGAAAUUACAAACAGAGUGGUGGAAGGUGUUUUUCAAUUGCUUCACCAUGACCUACAUGAACUAUUUGUUUUCCAACUCAGUCUCUUUAGGACUUAAUGUGAUACAGGCAUAAUUCUAAAAUAUUACAGUUUGGUAAUAUCACAGUAAUGAAAUGAGUAUCAGUAAAUUAAGUGGUAAUCUUUUUGCUGAUGAAGCAUCUUUUAAUUUGGAAAAAACACCACCUGUGAAGUGAAAUAAAGCUAAGCACAAUAAAA